Myotis lucifugus (little brown bat) is the source of this 1615-nucleotide messenger RNA. It is a transcript of the gene NOA1, whose product is annotated as nitric oxide associated 1. Lineage: Eukaryota; Metazoa; Chordata; Mammalia; Chiroptera; Vespertilionidae. Gene Ontology annotation, molecular function: GTP binding. The record is from RefSeq and is a predicted model, not a curated record.
CCCGCCCUGGUGCUCUACAUUGGACUGCUCGAUCUGCCCGACGCCCUGCUGCCGACUGCCCGCCCUGUCGGCAGCAAGCAGCUGAUCGUGCUGGGGAACAAGGUGGACCUGCUGCCCCAGGACGCCCCCGGCUACCUGCAGCGGCUCCGCGAGCGUCUGUGGGACGACUGUGCCCGCGCCGGGCUCCAGCGGGACCCCGGCCGGGGCGGGCCACCUGGUAGGGAAGAGAAUUCCAGUCCUUCGGCCAAGUCCCGUACUGUCCUCAGGGACGUGCGGCUGAUCAGCGCCAAGACCGGGUACGGAGUGGAAGAGCUCAUCUCCGCCCUGCAGCGCUCCUGGCGCUACCGCGGCGACGUCUACCUGGUGGGCGCCACCAACGCGGGCAAGUCUACUCUCUUCAACACGCUCCUGGAGUCGGAUUACUGCAUCGCCAAGGGCGCCGAGGCUAUCGACCGAGCCACCAUCUCCUCUUGGCCUGGUACCACACUGAACCUUCUGAAGUUUCCUAUUUGCAACCCAACUCCUUACAGAAUGUUUGAAAGGGGGAAAAGGCUGAAAAAAUAUGCAACUGAAGCUGAAGAAGAUCUUAGUCAGCUAGAAAGAAAACAACUUAAUCUCUUAAAAAAGCAUGGUUAUGUAGUAGGAAGAUUUGGGAGAACUUUUUUUGUUUUCCGAAAGACAAAAGAGAAGCUGCCUUUUGGGUUUGAUCUGAUUCCCCUUGCCUAUAAAAGGGAAAAGGAACCUGUUAUGUUUUCAAGUUAAACCCCCCCAAAAAAGAAACUGACCCCAGAAAGAUUGAAAGAUGCCCACUGGUUUUAUGACACCCCUGGAAUUACAAAGGAAAAUUGUAUUUUAAAACUUCUAACAGAAAAAGAAGUGAAUAUUGUCUUGCCAACGCACUCCAUUAUUCCAAGAACUUUUGUGCUUAAACCUGGAAUGGUUCUAUUUUUGGGUGCCUUAGGACGCAUAGAUUUUCUGCAGGGAAGUCAGUCAGCUUGGUUUACAGUAGUGGCUUCCAACUUCCUUCCUGUGCACAUUACCUCCUUGGAGAAGGCAGACACUAUAUAUCAGAAGCACGCAGGUGAUAUAUUACUCAAGGUUCCAAUGGGUGGAAAAGAGCGAAUGGCAGAAUUUCCUCCUCUUGUUGCUGAAGACAUUACAUUAGAAGAAGGACUUGGGAAACCUGAAGCAGUGGCUGACAUCAAGUUUUCUUCUGCAGGUUGGGUUGCAGUAACGCCUCAGUUUAAAGACAGAGUACAUCUCCGAGGCUAUACACCUCAAGGAACAGUGCUGACGGUCCGGCCACCUCUCUUGCCACAUAUCGUUAACAUCAAAGGAGAGCGCAUCAAAGGAACUGUGGCCUAUAAAACCAAGAAGCUUCCUUCCCUUGUGUGCAAUCUGCAGAAGAAGAAAAACAGAUGAAAAUAUGGAGUUGGCUUUGCUCGCGCUGGUAUUAACUAUGUAGCUAUAAUCAAGCUCCCCUGUGCCCACCCUUUUAACUACUCAGAACUGUGCCUAUUUGUAUUGAGUUUGUAACUAUAAGUUGUUUUUUUGUAGGGUGUGUGUAUGCAUGUGUGACCCAAAUAUGCCUAAAAAGGAGUUCUGCUUCAUUCAA